AUGCAGCGCAAGCAUGCUGCUGUCGUCGGACUAGGCAUGGUGGGAGUCGCCUUUAUCGAAAAGCUCCUUCAGAACGACCUCGACGGGGGUCGCAACGAAUGGGAAGUUGUUGUCGUUGGAGAUGAGCCGCACAUUGCCUACAACCGUGUCAAUCUCCAUUUCAAUCCGGUGGAAUGGUACAGGUCUCAUGCUCCAGGCAAGCUCACUUACCACACCGAAGAUCUCGUCACAUUCGUUGAUACGGAUGCCAAGGCCGUCCAUACUUUGAAGGGCCACGUCCUCAACUAUGACACCUGCGUCCUCUGCACCGGACCCAUCAAGCGAGCAGCCGUCGUCGGUGGAGGUCUCCUCGGCCUCGAAGCCGCAAAGGCACUACUAGACCUCGAGGGUGUCAAGCAGGUUGUCCUUGUCGAGCACAACAAAUGGGUUCUCAGUCGGCAGCUUGAUGCCGAAGGAGGUCGAAUGCUCGUCGAAAAGGUCCGCAGUAUGGGUGUUGAAGUGCUCUUGCAGGCACGGGUCCGAGACCUGCUCUUCUCUAGCGCGGAGGAGGAAGAUGAGGGAAGAGAGCGCCUCAGAGGCAUCUUGCUGGAAGGGGAAUCGGGGGAUUGGGAGUACCAACUGGACAAUAUCGUCUUUGCAGUCGGCAUCAAACCACGAGAUGAAGUGGCUGUUGCAUCGAAUCUUGAAGUCGCUUCUCGUGGAGGAAUCGCAGUUCAUGAUCACAUUCAAUCCUUGGCAGACGAUGUCUAUGCAAUUGGCGAGUGCCCAAGCUGGAAAGGCGAGCUAUGGGGACUCAUCGGCCCGGGAAUUACUAUGGCCUACAUCCUCGCCUUCAACCUGACGGAAGGUCCGAUUCACUCAAUGCGCACAAUGUCACCUCCGGACGUGAGCACCAAGUUGAAACUCAUGGGUGUCGAUGUCACCAGUUUCGGCCAGUACUUUGCGGACCAAGGCAACAUCACAGGAGCGUUGCCGGGCUCGAAGUGUUCUGGCGCUCGCAGCAAUGGUGAGGGUGACGCUCCACUUAUCUACAAAAAGUACAUAUUCACGGCAGACGGUAAAUACGUCGUGGGUGGAAUGAUGGUGGGCGAUGUCAGCGACUUCACCAAGCUCGUAUCAUUGGCGGCCAAGGGCAAGCCAAUCGAGAAGCCACCCUCAGAAUUCAUCGUUGGCGCAAAGAAGGAAGAAGAGGACGAGGCUGCUGACUUGGAUGAUAACGCGCAGAUCUGUUCCUGCCAUAACGUCACCAAAGGUGCAGUCAUCAAGCAAGUCAAGGCGGGAUGCCGAGCCAUUGGCGACCUCAAGUCCAAGACCAAGUGCGGCACUGGCUAUGGUAGUUGCAUGCCACUUGCAACGUCCAUCUUCAACGCAGCGAUGAAAGCAGAAGGCGCCGAGAUCAGCAACCAGAUAUGCCCGCACUUCAAGUAUACGCGUCAGGGUUUUACACAGAUCAUGCACGAAGUCGGCAACAAGCCUGACAGUCUUGGAUGCGAGGUCUGCCGCCCUGCCAUCUCUUCGAUUCUCUCAUCCCUUUUCAAUGAGUUCAUCCAAAAGCCGGCGCUCAAGGCGAAUCUCGAUACGAACGACAGGUACCUUGCCAACAUCCAGCGCGAUGGCACCUACUCGGUUGUCCCACAUAUCUCUGCCGGUGAAGUGACCCCCGAGAAGCUCAUAGCAUUGGGCAACGUCUCUAAGAAGUACAAUCUUUACGUUAAGAUCACUGGGGGUACAAGAAUUGAUAUGUUCGGGGCCAAGAAACAAGACUUGCCCGCCAUUUGGGAGGAGCUCAUCGCUUGCGGCUUCGAGUCCGGUCACGCUUAUGGAAAAUCUCUGUGUACGGUGAAGUCCUGUGUUGGCUCUACUUGGUGUCGAUAUGGCGUACGUGACAGUGUCGGCCUAGCUGUGGAAUUCGAAGAACGCUACAAGUCUAUCCGUACGCCGCACAUGAUUAAGGGUGGCUGCAGCGGCUGUGUGAGGGAAUACUUUGGCGUGAUUGCAACACCAAAAGGCUGGAAUGUCUUCGUUGGCGGAAACGGUGGAGUAAAGCCACGUCACGCAGAUCUCAUCGCGGAGAACGUCACCAGGCACAUGGCUGUCAAAAUCGUUGACCGCGUCCUUAUGUACUACAUCCGUGAUGCAGAUAAGCUGCAGCGCACGGCGCGAUGGAUUGCACAGCUUCCAAACCGCGUCCAGACGCUCAAGGAUGUCAUCAUCGACGACAAACUCGGCAUUUGUGCAGAGCUAGAGAAGGAGAUGGACGAGCCCGUAGGCCCAUUUCACGAUGAGUGGGCAGAAGUCCUCAAGAAUCCGGAGCGCCGCAGGGCCUUUCGUCAAUUCGUCAACACGUCGGACAACCAGAUGACCAUCGAGCGAGUGCAGGAGCGACACUCUGAGCGCCCCGCGGAUUGGCCAGAAGAUUCGGGCCCUCUCAAGUUCUCGCGGAAAGACAUUGUCCAGACCGCAAAGUGGGAAUGGCGCAAGGUCUGUCGGUACGAGGACCUCGAGUCGCAGGAGAACGUUCCGAGCUCGGCUGUCAUCAAGUAUGGUGAUGUGCAAAUCGGGAUCUGGAACCUUCCUGGCAAAGGCCUACGUGCUGCGCAGAAAAUGUGCCCACAGAAGCGAGCUUUUAUCCUUGCAGAUGUACUUGUUGGCGAGGAUGCCAGCGGCCGUCCGUACGUCUCGUACCCUUUGCACAAGCGUCGCUAUAAUCUCUCGGCCAAGCCCGAGGAAGAAAGUGGAUUCUGUGAUGAUGCCGACUUUCAGGUCAUGACGUUUGAGGCGAAACUCUCAGACGACGGCGAGACGGUUCUGCACAACCUCCCAGACACAGAUUCGCUCGAUGCAGUGCUCAGCACCACCAAGUGGAUGAUCAGAAAGGCGCAGGAAGAAUUGGAUCUGCUGUCUUCGCAUGUUGGCAGCCAUGGCGUGGAGAUCGCUGGGCCCUCGGAAGCAAUACAAAAAGAGGGCAGACAAGGGUCUCAGGUAGGUGACUCUAGCGGAAAAAUCAGCUGCUCGGACGGCAGAAACUAUAUUGGUAAAAAGAACAAGCUCCCUCAAUAA
Messenger RNA from Tilletiaria anomala UBC 951, 3060 nucleotides. Its product is annotated as putative nitrite reductase. The record is from RefSeq and is a predicted model, not a curated record. Gene Ontology annotation, biological process: nitrate assimilation. Gene Ontology annotation, molecular function: NADP binding; 2 iron, 2 sulfur cluster binding; heme binding. NCBI's taxonomy places the organism in Eukaryota, Fungi, Basidiomycota, Exobasidiomycetes, Georgefischeriales, Tilletiariaceae. The transcript has 9 exons. Bases 1 to 3060 code for a protein of 1019 amino acids.